Messenger RNA from Zeugodacus cucurbitae (melon fly), 624 nucleotides. Its product is annotated as ATPase inhibitor, mitochondrial. The transcript has 3 exons. Gene Ontology annotation, molecular function: ATPase inhibitor activity. The coding region runs from base 169 to 441 and encodes 90 amino acids. Lineage: Eukaryota; Metazoa; Arthropoda; Insecta; Diptera; Tephritidae. Gene Ontology annotation, cellular component: mitochondrion. The record is from RefSeq and is a predicted model, not a curated record. Gene Ontology annotation, biological process: negative regulation of ATP-dependent activity.
UUUCAUCAAAUAUUCAUCAUUCUUCAUCACACACUUGCGGUAAAUAGACAAACCAGCGGAGAUACAUUUAAAAAACGGAAGGCAACUGUGGAUUAGUGCAUAAAACUAUUUUUAAACAAAUUAGUGAUCAUAAUAACAACACAUAUUUGUGAAAUAAAAAGCAAAGAAAUGCUGGCGCGUCGCUCAAUCGUUGGUGUACAAGUGUUGAGGCAACAUUGUCGCAAAAUGUCGCAAGUCGGUGAAUUGGGCAGCGGUGCAGGCAAAGGUGGCGGUGGUGGUGGCUCCAUACGCGAGGCAGGCGGCUCUUUCGGCAAAAUGGAGGCAGCACGCGAGGAGGAAUUCUUCUAUAAGCAGCAAAAGGAGCAAUUGAAGAAUCUGAAGACCAAAAGCGAUGAUACGGCAAAGAAAACAAAUGCCACCGCACAGCCGGCGAAUAAGUAAAAUGGUGUAAAGCGAGAAAUAAUAAAUAAUAACAAUUGGAACAACGCCAAUUUGUGUUGGUGUCCCCAUUAUUUUUUAGUAAUUUUAUAGUUGAAAGUGCUCUUUCUAUUCAUAUCAAAUCGUUCAAUAUGGUAUUUUGUUUUUUAUAUUGUUUCAGGCUAAUAUAUACACAAAAAAGCUUAA